AUGUCAUCGAUUUGUCCAUACUGCAAUAAGAGAGUUUACUUUGCUGAGCGUCAGUUUUACAAGGGAAAGGACUAUCAUAUGAUUUGUCAUGGACUCCUUGUCAAGGAGGAGCUGGCUGCUGCACCAAAGGUAUUUGCCAUUCACGAGCAAAUCUUUUGUAAUCCAGAGGAGAAUGUGAAGCACUCCUAUCCUUUGGCACCAACUGAGCAAUAUCUGGCCUCAUUGAACAGUCCACCCACCUCACCAAGGACCUGUUCCAAGUGCAAUAUACCAGCAAAGAGCUUAGAUGCUCGUUUCUGUACUCAAUGUGGUGGAAAGUUU
This is a messenger RNA of Acytostelium subglobosum LB1, 321 nucleotides long. RefSeq lists its product as hypothetical. The record is from RefSeq and is a predicted model, not a curated record. The annotation marks the transcript as partial. The transcript is spliced from 3 exons. Lineage: Eukaryota; Evosea; Eumycetozoa; Acytosteliales; Acytosteliaceae.